CCUUCUCACCGUUGUUCACCUCCUCUCUAUCCACAACCAUAGGGUUCUUGCGCUUUCUUGCCCCGUGGCUGGGGCGACAAAUUCCCAAAGCACAACUCUCAAGUCUCAUAAAAAUGACAAUACCCGAGACACAAUCAGUGUCGCAAAGCAACGGCGAAACGCAAAAUGCGCCCGCCAAUGCCAGCACAACACCGAAGACGAAACUUUUAGGGAGGGAAUUCUACAAGAGUAUAGGGAGUCCAAAGUAUAUCGUGGCACCCAUGGUGGAUCGAUCUGAAUUUGCCUGGCGCAUGCUUACUCGGUCGUUCAUGCUAUCCGAUGAUCCCAAGCCUAUGCUUGCGUACUCGCCGAUGUACCAUGCACGUUUGUUCCGUGAACAGUCGCAAAUGCGUUUGCAACAUUUCCACCCUACUCGCGCUGCUAUCAAAGGCGAUGAUACCCCAUAUCUGGACGGAAACCCUGCGAUAGACCGGCCUCUGUUUGUACAGUUCUGCGCGAAUAACCCAGAUGACUUUUUGGAGGCUGCGCGUCACGUAGCGCCAUACUGUGACGCUGUGGACUUGAACCUUGGGUGUCCACAGGGAAUCGCCAGAAGGGGUCAUUACGGUGCCUUCCUCCAGGAGGAUUGGGAUUUGAUUUAUAAACUGAUCAAUAAGCUACAUACUGAACUGGAUGUUCCUGUCACCGCGAAGUUCCGUAUACAGGAGACGAAAGAGAAGACAUUAGAGUACGCAAAGAUGAUACUAUCCGCCGGUGCGAGCAUAAUUACCCUCCAUGGACGCACGAGAGAGCAGAAGGGUCAUAACACGGGUGUGGCGGAUUGGAGUUAUAUUCGUUACCUUCGUGACAAUUUACCCCCGGAGACCGUUAUUUUCGCCAAUGGCAACAUUCUGAACUAUGAAGAUCUGGAGCGCUGCUUGGAAGAGACAGGUGCUGAUGGCGUGAUGAGCGCUGAAGGAAACCUGUCUGACCCAUCCAUCUUCAGUAAACCUCCCCCAGUAGGAAGUGAAGGAAGAGAAUACUGGCGUGGCCGGGAUGGAAAAGGUGGAUACCGGAUCGACGCUAUUUUCCGCCGCUAUCUCGAUAUUAUUUAUAAUUAUGUCCUUGAACAACCGAUUCCUGAGAGGAAGCCUCUCUACCUCCCGUCAGACCCAGAGGAGCCGGAGCAAUUCAUAGAACCCGCUGCCGAGGAAGCCGAGGAGGAAGGACCACCGAAGAAGAGGCAGAAACGCGACAAAACAAAGAGACCUACGUCGCCUAGUCUUGGGGUCAUGCAGGGCCACCUGUUCCAGCUUCUGCGCCCAAUGGUUGCAAAACACACAAAUGUUCGGGAUGCACUUGCACGGUCAAGACCGGGCGACAUGGCUGCCUUCGAGCAUACUCUUGCCCUUACCGAGAAAGCAAUCAAAGAAGGCCUUAAGGAAUAUGAACAAUUCCCAGAGCGCUUUGAGACAUCCGCGAAUCAAGAGCUAACGGGCUCCAAGGCGACGAUUGCUGAAUACGGUAGGCCUUGGUGGAUCUGCCAACCGCACAUCCGGCCGUUGCCCGAAGAAGCCCUAGAGAAUGGUGCGCUCACGGAGAAGGGGAAGAAGCCCAACACGAAGCAAGACAAGCCUAAGUCUGAAGCAUCUGCAGAUAAAGCUGAUACUCCGGCUGCAGAGGCCACCGCUUCUGAAACCCCAACCAACACGGCUACAACACCGGACGCCUUGGUAAGCGGUUAAGAUGUUGCGACAUUUGUUAUCUUGAACCACCUCGACAAAGCAUCCUAUUUAAUUGAAGCGCAUAAACUAUAGACAACCCACCCACUCACUACAAAAGACAUAAUACCCACGACAUUGCACGGUAUAUAGAAUUAGAUCUUUAAGCAUAGCACUGCGAAUCCAAAUAUCAAUUCAUAACAUCAUGGUAUCUAAAAUCAAAACCCUCAACCCAACCCAACCGCAAACACCAAACCCAUGGAUAUAUAACCAAACCGUCUAAAAAUCCAAAACAAGCUGCGGCGCCAUCUUCUCCAAAUCCUCGACCUAAAGUCACCACCCAAGUCAGUAAAAACCUCCCCAACAACCACACCAAAGAAGAACAAACGGAAAAAAGAAAGAAAGA
Messenger RNA from Aspergillus pseudotamarii, 2106 nucleotides. Its product is annotated as tRNA-dihydrouridine synthase family protein. Gene Ontology annotation, molecular function: flavin adenine dinucleotide binding; tRNA dihydrouridine synthase activity. NCBI's taxonomy places the organism in Eukaryota, Fungi, Ascomycota, Eurotiomycetes, Eurotiales, Aspergillaceae. The record is from RefSeq and is a predicted model, not a curated record. The transcript is spliced from 2 exons. Gene Ontology annotation, biological process: tRNA processing. The coding region runs from base 114 to 1724 and encodes 536 amino acids.